AUGUUCAAAGGUUACUCUUCCAUUCAAAAUCACUUUCUCAAGGACGUUGAUUCCUAUCCACUCCAAACACAAUACGAUCCACAGGUACCAUGGAUCGUAACAGAAAAGAUUCACGGAUCAAACUUUAGUUUUGUAGUGAGUCUUGUAAAGGAUGAUGCUGCAUCAAUUGAUGAUAAUAAUUUACAAAUUCAGGUGGCAAAACGUACGGAAAUUUUGGCAGAUAAUGAUCCGUCUUAUUAUCCAAAGGCUGUUCGAUCAGUUCGUGAAUUAUAUGAUGAAAAGAUGAAAUUGUUAUUUAAGAAUUUGGCUCUUGAUUUGGAAAAGAAGAGAAAUGUAAAACUUGUUAGUUUGAGUGUUUUUGGUGAAUUAUUUGGUGGUAAUUAUCCACAUAAGGAUGUAAAGAAUGUUGGUGAUAGAGCUCCGAUUCAGAGACAUGUGUAUUAUUGUACAGAUUUUGAUUUUUAUGUAUUUGAUAUCUUUGUUUUUACAAAGAGUGAUGAUCCUAAUGAAAAGAGAUUGAAUUAUUUCCUUUCCUAUGAUGAUAUGGUGGAACAAGUGAAAAAAACUGGUUUGGAUUGUUAUGCAAGAGAAUUAUUUAGAGGUAAAUUGGAAGAAUGCUUGAAUUAUGACAGUGUAUUUGAUUCUGUCAUUCCUUCCACAAUCUAUGGUUUACCAGACAUGCCUCAUCACACCAAUAUUUGUGAAGGUAUCAUUAUUAAGCCACUUAUUGAUAUGAGGACUGAUAAAAAUGAUAGAAUGGUUAUCAAGAAGAAGAAUGAUAACUUUAUGGAAAAAAUUGGUCAAAAAGACAAGGUCAGAAAGGAAAGACUAGUAAAACAAAAUACUGGUAAGAAAUUCAUUGAUGAUAAAUCAGAACAAGCUAUGAGUGAUGUCCUCUCCUACAUGAAUGAAAAUAGACUGGAAGGUAACAUUUCAAAACUAGGUGACAUUUUCAAUUUCCCAAAAAUUAGGGAAAGUUGCGUCUAUUUACUUGCCCAAGAUACUUUGAAGGACUAUAGAGAGGAGAAUUCUGAAGUGUGGGAUCAACUUCCUAAGGAAGAUCGUAAAGCAAUCUCUGGUGCCUUACCUGCAAUUGCUAAACGUUUUGUUGAGGAAUAUGUCAGUAAGAAUAAACAAAAUUAAUCUUACUUUCAUU
Naegleria gruberi is the source of this 1156-nucleotide messenger RNA. RefSeq names its product mitochondrial RNA ligase. The transcript has a single exon. Bases 1 to 1143 code for a protein of 380 amino acids. The record is from RefSeq and is a predicted model, not a curated record. Lineage: Eukaryota; Heterolobosea; Eutetramitea; Acrasida; Naegleriidae.